Cydia strobilella is the source of this 940-nucleotide messenger RNA. RefSeq names its product alpha-tocopherol transfer protein-like. The transcript is spliced from 6 exons. Gene Ontology annotation, cellular component: membrane. The coding region runs from base 2 to 880 and encodes 292 amino acids. Lineage: Eukaryota; Metazoa; Arthropoda; Insecta; Lepidoptera; Tortricidae. The record is from RefSeq and is a predicted model, not a curated record. Gene Ontology annotation, molecular function: phosphatidylinositol bisphosphate binding.
GAUGCCGGACCAAGAGUUUGACCAUGAGAGGGAUCUCCUCGCGUUUAAAGACUGGCUUUUGAAGCAACCUCAUCUACCUCAUGAAGUCGACGAGAUCCUGCUCCGUCGUUUCCUACACAGCAGCCGCUACAGUAUCGAGCGGGCGAAGCGCAUCCUCGAUCUGUUCUUCACGAUCCGCUCCAAUGCCCCCGAGCUGUUCUGUAAAAGGGACCCUUGGGCACCAGAGAUAAGACGCGUCUUUGAAAUCACAGACCUGUUGCCUCUUCCCAACAAGACAAAAGAAAACCACCGGAUUUUCAUUUACCGCCUCAACAACCCCGACCUGGACUUGUUUAACUUCGUGGACGCCGUGAAGACCUUCUUUAUGCUGGCUGACACCAGGCUGACGGAAGAAGAUGACAUUCCGGCUGGAGAAAUACCCAUAUUCGACGCCGCCAACGUUUCCUUGAAAUUCAUCGGCAAAGUGAACUUGUCUGUACUACGGAAAUAUAUGAUGUACUCACAGGAAGCAAUGCCUAUCAGACUGAAGCAGGUCCACGUGAUUAACGCUCCGUCUUACAUCAACAAGAUUCACGCUCUCUGCAAACCCUUCCUCAAGGCGGAUGUCGCUAAAUUGAUAAAGUUCCACGAACCAAAGUCGGAGACCCUCUAUGAGGACGUGCCACAGGAUCUCCUCCCCGAGGAAUUCGGCGGGAACGCGGGCACAAUCGAGCAAAUCAAGAGACACUGGAUCAAAAAGAUUGAGUCCAAGAGAGAUUGGUUCCUGACCAACGACCAGCGGUGGGCGGUGGACGAAGCCUCGAGGCCCUCCAGCUGCAAGGAGAGCGCAGACAAAGUCAAGGACCUACCCGGCUCCUUUAGGACGUUAGCUUUAGAUUGAUUUACCAUCACAAAUACCGAAUGAUGGUAACUACAGUACAAGUAGGUACAACCUAACAUG